Erigeron canadensis is the source of this 2379-nucleotide messenger RNA. RefSeq names its product CSC1-like protein RXW8. The record is from RefSeq and is a predicted model, not a curated record. The coding region runs from base 44 to 2284 and encodes 746 amino acids. Gene Ontology annotation, cellular component: plasma membrane. The transcript is spliced from 9 exons. Gene Ontology annotation, molecular function: calcium-activated cation channel activity. Lineage: Eukaryota; Viridiplantae; Streptophyta; Magnoliopsida; Asterales; Asteraceae.
UUAUAAAAGGUUUUCGAAGAGAAUUGAUUGGUGAAAUUAUAAGAUGGACAUACCAGCUUUAUUAACAUCGGCUGGUAUGAACAUAGGCAUAUCCGUGGGGUUGUUUUCGCUAUAUUCAAUAUUACGAAAACAACCAUUGAAUGUAAGAGUUUAUUUUGGACAACGAAUUUCUCAAGGUCGGACGCGUAGUGAAGAUAUAUGUUUUCAAAAAUUUGUUCCUUCCGCUAGUUGGAUUUUAAAAGCUUGGGAAGCAACAGAAGAAGAUAUAUUCGCUCAUGGUGGUAUUGAUGCCGUUGUGUUUCUCAGAAUUGUUAUUUUUAGUAUUCGUAUUUUUGCGAUCGCUACUAUUCUUUGUAUCUUUCUUGUGCUUCCAUUGAACUAUUUCGGGGAAGGGAUGCGGAUGGGUGAUGAAGAUUCAACAGCCAUGGAUUUAUUGACUAUUGGCAACGUCGGAGAAGGUUCUAGAUGGUUGUGGGCACAUUGCUUUACGCUAUAUGUUAUAUCGGCUUGUGCUUGCACUCUUCUAUACUUUGAAUACAAAAAUAUAGCAAAGAUGAGAAUGGACCAAGUAAAUAGGUUUCCAACAAAACCAAGUCACUUCACAGUGCUUGUGCGCGGGGUCCCAUGGUCUUCGGUAGACUCAUACAGCGAGUCUGUGGGGAAAUUCUUUAGCAAUUAUUACACGUCAAGUUACAUUUCACAUCAAAUAGUCUAUCGAUUUGGUGCAGUUCAACAACUUAUGGAGGAUGCAGAGAAAAUGUAUAAAGUGAUGACAACUGUCCCUGGUAAACAUUGCUGCGAACCAAAUGUUGGGCGGUGUGGGCUUUGUGGAGCAAACUCCAACUCUAUAAAAGGGGCUGGGCCUGAAUCAGGGAGUGAGUCAACGAGUCGUAAUGUUGAUGAUGAACUGAGAGAAAAGGAGAGUGAAGCAGCAUUGGUGUUUUUCAGGAGUCGAUACGAUGCUUUGGUGGUGGCACACACUAUCCAGUCAGCAGACCCAAUGCUAUGGGUCACAGAAUUGGCUCCUGAACCAAAAGAUGUCUACUGGCAAAACCUUUGCGUACCUUAUAAUUUACUCUGGAUCCGUAAAAUAUCAGUAUUUAUAGCAUCCAUUGUUUUCAGCAUCUUGUUUCUCUUGCCUACAACAUUUGUUCAAGGCCUUACCAAAAUCCAGCAUUUGCAAAAUGCAUUUCCAUUCCUAAAACGCGUGUCAGACAGAAGUUAUAUUAACCUUAUUACUGGGUAUCUACCAAGUUUGGUACUUACCGUUUUUCUUACAAUAGUCCCACCCCUUAUGAUGCUAUUUUCUACACUUGAGGGAGCCGUGUCUAGAAGUACUAGGAAGAGAAGUGCAUGUGUCAAAGUUUUGAUCUUUAUGUUUUGGAAUGUUUAUUUCUCAAAUAUUCUCUCGGGUUCUUGGAUUGAGCGAAUGGGUAAACUUACAGUUACUAGCCCUAAAGACUUGGCUACCCUUCUUGCGGAAUUGAUACCCAGACAGGCAUCCUUUUUCAUGACAUAUGUAAUGACAUCGGGUUGGUCAGGGCUAGGAUGUGAACUGUUGCAGCCAGUUCCGCUAAUUGGAAAUUGGCUGUUUAAAUGUGUUCUAAUGAAGGAAGAGGAUUUCGUUCGCCCAGUCACUUUUUCAUUCCACACAGAAGUUACAAGGGUCCUUCUAUUUGGUUUGCUUGGCUUCACUUUCUGCAUUUUGGCACCGUUGAUAUUGCCUUUCUUACUCAUCUACUUCUGUUUUGCUUUUCUUGUAUACCGAAAUCAGAUUAUGAAUGUUUAUUACGUAAAGUACCAAACGGAUGGAAGUUAUUGGCCUCUUGCACACAAUGCCACAAUAUUUUCUCUAAUAUUGACACAAGUAGUAGCUGGAAUACUGUUUGGAAUGAAAAAGUCAAGCAGCGCAUCAACCUCCACCAUCCCGUUGAUCAUCUGCACCGCCCUUUUUAACGUUUUUUGCAAGAAUAGAUUUCUACCCCUUUUUAAAAACAGAGCAAUACAAGUUGCUAUUGAAAUGGAUCGUGAUGAUGAACGUAAUGGAAAGCUACAAGAGAUGGUUGAGAAUCUGCCUGAAGCGUAUAAUCAGUUUGAAUUAUGCGAAGAUCAGAUGCAGCCAAAAGGAGGAGAUACGCCAAAAUCGAAAAAAAGUAGCAACGAAAGUCUUAAAGAUUUGGAGAUUGUGAAACCGGGUAGUCCUCCUACAGAGGAAGAACCUCCCUCUCCAGCUGCACCUCAACUCGAAUCUGAACCUGAACCAAAGAUUGUAUCUAUCACGUAGGCAUUCGAAUGUAUAAGAGGCUUUCAUUGCAACCCGAACCAAAGCUUGUAUCUAUCUAUGGGAUGUUGUACAGAAGAUUGUAUAUGUCAUGUGUA